Messenger RNA from Bursaphelenchus okinawaensis, 915 nucleotides. NCBI's taxonomy places the organism in Eukaryota, Metazoa, Nematoda, Chromadorea, Rhabditida, Aphelenchoididae. The record is from the annotation of a GenBank genome assembly.
AUGCGAAUACGAAGGCCGUGCCCCAUCUGCCAGACGCCCGCCAUUGAGAACUGGACAUGGGUGGGGGUGCUCGAGGCGAUCGUCUGCUUUCCAUGCGGGUUAUGUUUUGCACGAAAGGUUCUACAUUGUUCUAAAUGUAAUGUUGAUGUAAGUUUCUUUUCGUUUUGUAUUGAAGGGGGUUUGAAAGUGGCUUAUUGGUCUUUUGUCGUUUUUUAAAGGUAAAAUAACUAGUUUACAUUUUUUGUGUUAAACCUACGUUUUUCCGAUUUUUUACAAAUUAGCCCAGGUUUACGACAAGUUCGAAUUUUAGAAUCUUUUAGUUAUUUUCAAUCAUUAGUUAGUAUAAAGAAUCAUUUUUGAACGCAAAUUAAGUAAAUAUACAUGAUAAUUGUUUACGAUUGUUUAUUUUGUUUACGAGUUAUAAGAUAAUACCGUUGAAAACGGUUUUCAUAAUGAAAUUUGGCUUUUGUACCAUGAUUCAGAAGUUUAGUACGGUCAGACAGGAAUAAUUCGAAAUGUUUUGAAUAUGAAUCAGCUCGAAAUUGUUGUCAAUUGUACAAACAAGCCUCUAAUUUACUAUUCGCUUUAUUUUAUGUUAAUUCUGAUGAUAUUGUUUUAAAAAAUGGCUUUUAUAAACUUCUAGGCAGUACCUACAUUAGAAUGAAAUGCAAAACGUCAAAACCUUAAUAAAUUUUAGUUGAUAAUUCUAUAAAAACUGAAAAUGAAUCUAUAAUAUCACACUUUCAGGUGAUAGUAUCAGACGGGACUAUUCCAAUACUGGUCAAGACUUACAAGUACUACAAAGAGUACGAGUCCAAGGAUCAUAUCGUGCCACAAUCACCGUUGGCUUCAGUCUCACCUUCAAAAUCGGCCCAAACCAGAAUGACCUCAGGAUCCGUUAGCUCCAGAGUCUAA